Molecule: messenger RNA, 3185 nt
Organism: Aricia agestis (brown argus)
Lineage: Eukaryota; Metazoa; Arthropoda; Insecta; Lepidoptera; Lycaenidae
Product: cGMP-specific 3',5'-cyclic phosphodiesterase-like
Exons: 11
Coding region: 311-2770 (819 amino acids)
Molecular function (GO): 3',5'-cyclic-AMP phosphodiesterase activity
Source: RefSeq, a predicted model, not a curated record
CCAACCAACCAGCCGUGCCGUACGGCAUUGUCGCGUAGACUUGCGAUCUACCGUAGUCGUCUAGUAGCCAUCUGCACGAACGUCGCGUGUUAUUACAACUAUCGUAAAUACUGAUACAAAAAGUAUUAUUUUCUCGAUAUUAUCAUGAGAUACAUCUAGUUUCUUUUACUGUAACGAACAGUUUUAUCAAUUUAUUCGUUGCAAGAUGUAAAUGGUUGUAGAUAUCUGGUGUUUUCUUCGGCGAGCGAAAUAAACUUCGCUUUAGCCAACUCAGUUCUGACUUAAAUCGUCGAUUUGCCUCCUCUAUAAAAUGCAACAAUGUGGAUUGUGUUCAAUGUUAUCCGGCUUGUUGAGAAGAGCUAUGUGUGUUGGCAGUAGACGGGGCAGCAGCGAGUCUUACUACCGCGAGCUGGGCGACCAAGAUACUCUGAAGAUCGAGGACAGAUCAUCAGAUGGUUCCGAUGUAAUCGUGCAUGAAACUCCUCUUCCUGUGGUGGAUGCCGCGGAGGCUAGUGAGCUCGAGGCGAUGGUGAAGCGAAGUCUUUGUACGGGCCGGUUCCUGACUCUGCAUAAGCGGCGCAAAAAACGCCUGCUGACCAGGUCUCUGUGUCAGGAAGCCGCCCUCCUAGAUGAUCUCCAGCUUGGACAAGUCAAGUGCAUCCUAGAGCAAUCAGUGACGUGGAAGUUCAAUGCAUUUACGCUAGAAAACGUCUCUGGGGGUCGAUGCUUGCCGGUCUUGUGCGUCCAUCUCUUCCACAUCUACGGGCUGAUCUCCCACUUCAAGCUGGAUGUAGCUAAAGCGUGGAAGCUCUUCAGCUUGAUUGAGGAGGGUUAUCACAGCACGAACCCUUACCACAACUCGAUCCAUGCUGCUGAUGUCACGCAAGCGAUGCACUGCUUUCUGCAACAGAAACAGAUCCGCGACUACAUAGAGCCCCUGGAAAUCAUGGUGUCCUUGCUGGCCGCCAUCGCUCAUGACAUGGACCACCCUGGCGUCAACCAACCCUUCCUCAUAGCCACUUCGAACCACCUAGCUGCGUUGUAUCGGAAUACAUCCGUACUGGAGAAUCACCAUUGGCGAUCAGCGAUCAGCUGCCUCAUCGAAAGCGAUCUCCUGGAAGCACCGGAAGUGCGGCAAAAAGUGGAGAACCAAAUCAGCUCGCUCAUCCUAGCGACAGACAUCACCAGGCAGCAGGAGUUCCUGAACCAGUUCAAGACGUACCUCGACAAUAACACCCUAGAUAUGCGGAACAAGGACCACCGGCAUCUGGUGCUGCAGAUCGCUCUGAAAUGCGCCGACAUAUCCAACCCCUGCCGCCCCUGGGAGAUCAGCCGCAAAUGGAGCCUGAAGGUCUGCGAGGAGUUCUUCCGCCAAGGCGACUACGAGAGGAAGCUGAACCUGCCCGUCACGGCGCUGUGCGACCGGCACACCACGUCCAUACCGAAGAUACAGACGGGUUUCUCCAAGUUCGUAGUAACACCGCUCAUAAAGGAAUGGCACAGAUUCCUUCAGAACGACCUCUCAUCUCAGAUGCUCGAGAAUCUGUUGUACAAUCAACGCAAAUGGGAGACCCUGGUCGCCGAGGAGAUGGCCGAAGAGACGAAGACUGAGAUAUCGGACGCCGAUAUGGUAGAUGACGAUCUCGAGACGUGCUCCGGCACGUACGUGUCUGACAGCUCCGAGCUGCUGCUGCCGCUGCGGCGCAGUUCGCUCAAUCCCACCAAGCCCAACGGGCUCAAGGAGCAGCUCCGGAGAUUCUCGGUGCCGCUCAACGUGUUCCAGGACUCGCGGUUCAGGAGCAGGGAGAAGAGUCGUGACUCGCUAGCCGUCGACAACAGGCUCAGGCAGAUGAGUCCGAUGGGCAGCGAGCGGUCCAUCCACUCGCAGCUCAGCGUCCGCGGCCACUGCGAGACGGAUGCCGCCGAGAAGGUGCUCAGCACUGAAAAACUACUGCCCGACUCCUCCAUCGCGUCCAUCACCACGCCCGUGCAGGCGACCAGACUCAACACGGUUCUGAAAGACGGUGGGUCGUGGAAGCUCAUCCGCCAGCAGACCUUCCCGCCCCUCGAGACCACCGCCCGCAGCCACGCGCUGGCCUGUCGCCCGCUCCACACCAGCAACGAGGACGCUAUCUACCCGCCCCGCUGCAAGACUGAUUUCGCACUGAAAUUCGACCCGGGCAUCCUGGAGGGGAAGCUCAGUAGUAUGUUCAAGAAAAAUGAUACCGAUAAGACUGAAAACGAUGACGCUUCUGAAAAUAAUGUAGAUGUAACUGACUGUUCCCGGAAUCUGGAGAAGGAGAAUUUGGACCCGCUGUUCAGGUCGGGGCGCAGGGAGUCGGCCACUGCUGGGAGUCAGCUGAGGGAGAACUUGACCUCCGUGCAGCUUGGCCCGUUCGUGUCCGACAGCUCGCUGCUUCGCCGCCGAAAGUCCAUGCCAACUGAUGUGGUCGCAUUUACGCCAAAGGAGAAGAAGAUGCGCGAAGUGACGUCAGCGAUUCCGCAGCUGCUGAAACGGACAUUAUCCAGCAAGGAGUCUUGGUCGCGACGCCGGGGCUCGGCCCCCGUGAACGAGGCCCCGUCCGAGCUCCGGGGCCUCGCCGCGCUUGGGGCCCUGCGCCACAGCGUGAACGGGGGCCGACGGAAGCCCAGCGCCAUAGUCACCUGCCAGCAGUGGCUGAAGUCCACUUACGGGGGCCCAGACAAGGCCAACUUGCCUCGUCGCAGCUCCUUGCCCGUUGAGGUGAUGACAGGCAUCUCAUCACGCUGAAAAGUUGAAGAAUUCAGAGACCAAUUGAGGGAGUUAUGAGAAGAAUAAAUACGCUUAAUGAUAUAUUUUACCGCUUCCAUAUGAAGCUUGUACGUUCAAACUUGAUCGCUUGGAGUUUGGAUAUAGCAUAGAUACAUCGAGUACAAACUCGAUGUAUCGCGAGUUUUCGACUCGGCGAUCUAUCGUGAGUUUUCGUCUCUACGAUCUAUCGCGAGUUUUCGAUGCGGCCACUAAGGCGCCGCUCUUUAGCUAGGUGUUGUAAUAUAAGACAUUCUUGGGUUAUUCCCUUUCGACUCGGAUUCGGAAACUUAUUUCGGAAUUUAUUGGCUGUUUCGUCGAAUCCGAGUCGAAUUAAAUUGUGAGGGUGCAUGCUUGCAUUUGAAAAUUUGGACUGCGAAAUUAGAAAACAAAAAUG